Molecule: messenger RNA, 958 nt
Organism: Periophthalmus magnuspinnatus
Lineage: Eukaryota; Metazoa; Chordata; Actinopteri; Gobiiformes; Gobiidae
Product: claudin-4-like
Exons: 1
Coding region: 84-707 (207 amino acids)
Biological process (GO): cell adhesion; bicellular tight junction assembly
Cellular component (GO): plasma membrane; bicellular tight junction
Molecular function (GO): structural molecule activity
Source: RefSeq, a predicted model, not a curated record
ACUCACUUGCGCAUUAUAUCUGGUCCCUUGGAGUACAAACUUUACUGACAACUCUAGGACAUUUUAUCACAUAACAAGAAGACAUGGUGUCUGCUGGCUUUCAGAUCAUGGGCAUUGCCCUGGCCAUUAUUGGAUGGAUUGGAGUCAUCGUAGUAUGUGCUAUACCCCAAUGGAGAGUGACAGCAUUCGUUGGACAGAACAUAGUGACAGCUCAAACAACAUGGGAAGGCAUCUGGAUGACCUGUGUGGUGCAGAGCACGGGGCAGAUGCAGUGUAAGGUGUAUGACUCCAUGCUGGCUCUUCCGCAGGACCUACAGGCUGCCCGCGCUCUUACCAUCAUCUCCAUCUUGGUCGGCAUUAUUGGGAUUCUCCUGGCCAUCGCUGGAGGGAAGUGCACAAACUGUGUGGAGGACGAGACGGCCAAGGCCAAAGUGUGUGUGGCAGCAGGAGUCAUUUUCAUCAUCAGUGGAAUCCUGUGCUUGGUGCCCGUGUGCUGGACGGCCAACAGUGUGGUCAAAGAGUUCUACAACCCCAUGAUAGUGGGCUCUCAGAAGAAUGAGCUUGGAGCUGCUCUCUUUAUUGGCUGGGGCGCCUCAGCUCUGCUCCUGCUGGGUGGGGGCCUCCUCUGUGCAAACUGCCCUCCCAAGGAUAACUACUCUGCCAAAUACACUGCCUCCCGUGCUAGUGCUCCCAAGGACUAUGUGUGAGAAAAAGAAAAAGCUUCUACAAAGACUUGGUGAAUAUAUUUUGCCCAUUUGCUGUGCCAUUUUCAUUUCCUCAUUCAUUUGAAACAGCAACACUGCAAAAAAGGAAAGUGCCACACCCAGAUGUAACUGGACAGAGAAGGGACUUCAAAUACAUAGGCUACUGUUGAAAAUAUUUUAUGUCUUUUUCAGCCAUUUAUACUACAUCUAUUGUCUGUAAUUUCUGCUGUAAAUAAAUGUUUCAUUUAAAUAUU